Suillus clintonianus is the source of this 3109-nucleotide messenger RNA. RefSeq lists its product as uncharacterized. Lineage: Eukaryota; Fungi; Basidiomycota; Agaricomycetes; Boletales; Suillaceae. Bases 176 to 2932 code for a protein of 918 amino acids. Gene Ontology annotation, biological process: proteasome-mediated ubiquitin-dependent protein catabolic process. Gene Ontology annotation, cellular component: proteasome regulatory particle, base subcomplex. Gene Ontology annotation, molecular function: ATP binding; proteasome-activating activity; ATP hydrolysis activity. The transcript has 15 exons. The record is from RefSeq and is a predicted model, not a curated record.
GACAAGCUCUGAGUACUGACUAUCGAGCUCCGGGCAGCACGCCCAAAGCGGAGUGUGAAUAUCAUCGGUUUUUACCGAGGCGCGUUACCGCAGUGACGCGUCCCAUAGCAUAAGCAGUCUGUCUUGCUCAUCGUUCUCUCCGUCGUCCGGAACACUUCUUUCACCGUCUGACACGAUGCCUCCAAAAGCUGAUUGGGAGAAAUACGAGAAGAAGGCCGACGACAAGGAGGAGAAGAUUCAAGCUCUUACUACUAGCGACAUUCAAAUCCUCAAAACCUAUGGCCAAGGCGCAUACGCCGCAAAGUUGAAGAAGACAGAACAUGACAUCAAAGAAGUGCAGAAGCGGAUAGAUGAGAAGCUUGGCGUGAAGGAGUCCGACACAGGCCUAGCUCCGCCGAAUCUCUGGGAUCUUCCUGUCGACCGACAACGCAUGGGAGCUCAUCCAUUGCAGGUUGCACGGUGUACUAAAAUCAUUCCUGUCGACCCCAAGAAAGCCGAGGCUGCACGCGCCGUCAAUCCCGUCGGUGCCGCUCAAGGCCAGAAGGGGGCUGACGAGCAAGACAAAUAUGUCAUCAACAUCAAACAGAUAGCUAAAUUUGUUGUUGGUCUUGGUGAUCGAGUCGCACCGACAGAUAUUGAAGAGGGUAUGCGUGUGGGUGUGGACCGGAAUAAAUACCAAAUUCAGAUCCCACUACCACCCAAGAUCGAUGCUUCGGUGACGAUGAUGCAGGUUGAGGAGAAGCCCGACGUAACGUAUUCGGACGUUGGUGGAUGCAAAGAGCAAAUCGAGAAGCUGCGUGAAGUCGUUGAGACGCCGCUACUAUCACCCGAACGCUUCGUCAAGCUAGGUAUUGAUCCCCCAAAGGGGGUUCUUCUCUUUGGGCCGCCAGGAACCGGAAAAACCCUUUGUGCACGGGCAGUCGCCAAUCGUACAGAUGCCACUUUCAUCCGCGUCAUUGGCUCCGAGCUUGUACAAAAGUAUGUCGGCGAGGGUGCGCGAAUGGUGCGCGAGUUGUUUGAGAUGGCACGCUCAAAGAAGGCCUGUAUUAUCUUCUUCGACGAGGUCGACGCUAUCGGUGGGGCGCGAUUUGAUGAUGGCGCCGGAGGUGACAAUGAGGUGCAGCGGACAAUGUUGGAGCUAAUUAACCAGUUGGAUGGAUUCGACCCCCGAGGGAAUAUCAAGGUACUCAUGGCCACAAAUCGCCCAGAUACUCUUGACCCUGCAUUAUUGCGUCCCGGUCGACUUGAUCGGCGGGUAGAGUUCUCGUUGCCUGAUAACGAGGGCAGGGCUCAUAUACUUAAGAUUCAUGCUCGGAGUAUGAGCGUCGAACGCGACAUCCGAUUCGACCUUAUUGCUCGAUUAUGUCCCAAUACGACGGGUGCUGAGCUUCGGUCAGUUGCAACUGAGGCUGGCAUGUUUGCAAUUCGUGCGCGGCGGAAGGUUGCUACGGAGCGCGACUUCCUUGACGCUGUGGAGAAGGUCGUGCGGCAAGGGACGAAAUUCUCGUCAACUCUUUUGCAAGAACUUGGCAAUUAUGCAAGUCAUUUUCUAAUGUCAUUCCGUCCGUCCAGCACAAUGAUGAUCAGCCUUCGAGUGGGUGCCCUCGCAGCGCGUACCAUCCAACGGCGACGGUACCAUGUUCGUCGUGCACCGUCGCCACCGUCUGCUGAAGCUGCUCGACUUCUAGACUCAUUCGCAGCACAUCCACCACUUCCUUUAACGCUCUCAACACUCGUGUCCUUUGGGAACCCUUUAACACCUGCAUCUGUGCUGCGCUCAGUAACCUACGUGCUCUCUGAGAUACCAAGACGCAUGGCCCAGCGCGUCCACGCCCUCGAGGCCUUGCCAUUCAUUGUCGGCACUAAUCCAUAUGUUGCACGAACUCUCAACGGUCACAGAGACAGCUUCAAUGUACUCGCCACUUAUCCCGAAGUGCGCACACUUGAGGACAACAAAAAAUUUGUCGAUGAACUAGAUAUACUCGUGCAGAGACAUAGAAACGAUAUACCAACCAUGGCCAAGGGAUUCCAAGAGUGCUCGCGAUACAUGUCACCGACUCAAAUAUCCAACUUCCUCGAUGGUGCUAUCAGAUCCCGCAUUUCUGUACGCCUGAUUGCUGAACAACAUAUCGCGCUCUCACACGCACUUGCUACGGAGGAUCCCGGCGCUGCAGAGGCUGGUGUGCUCAUGCACAAUGGUGUCAUUGAUCCCAAGUGCUCCCCCGCGGCCAUGGUCCGCAUGUGUGGCACAUUCGUCAGCGAACUAUGCGAGGCGACCCUCGGUGCAAGCCCUUCCAUUACGAUAGAUGGCUGUCCAGAAGCUGUGUUCGCCUAUGUCCCUGUGCACCUUGAAUAUAUCCUCACCGAAAUGCUCAAGAACGCGUUCCGCGCGACCGUAGAGCACCACCACAAGCUCCAUGACCUCGUUUCAUCCCGUCCGCUACCACCCGUACAAAUCACCAUCUCACCCCCCACUCCAUCCCACCCAUUCCUAUCGAUUCGAAUUCGCGACCAGGGUGGUGGCGUCUCACCGUCCAACAUGGCUCGUAUAUUCUCAUACGCUUUCACUACCGCAGGGCAUGCCGAUGACCAGAAUGGAGAUGGUGGCCCGUACGCUGCCCAGCAUAUUGGCGGGAGCGCUGCCAUAGGGAGUGGCAGUGCAGGGGAAGGCGGGAACCUUUUUGGCGAGAUUACAGAGAAGGGUAUCCAGGUAGGCCUUGGAACAAUUGCAGGUUUAGGGUACGGACUCCCUCUGAGUCGAUUAUACGCAAAAUAUUUCGGUGGUUCAUUGGAUGUAUUUUCGCUUGACGGGUGGGGUGAGCUCGAUCAGGUAUUCUUGGGUCGUUUCGGACUUGCUGAUGAUCUUGCAGGCAGCGAUGUCUUCAUUAAACUUAGAUGUCUGUUAGAUGAAGCAGGUAACGCCGAGAUAUAGAUCUAUCAGACGUGGUAACGUGUAGCUGUAAUUCAUUUCUGACAUUUGGCUGUUACUCUAAAGCUCGUGUCUCCAAGCAGCCAUAUAACUUGCGUGUUUUUCCGGUGUCCUGUCGACAAUAGUUAAUGCAUCUUGAUUGUGUGUGGGUGUGAAUCUCCCAAUUUCAUUCUUGUCUCA